CAACUCCAAGACUGCACCAAGGACUCCUAGCAACUCCAAGACUGCUACAAGGACUCCUAGCAACUCCAAGACUGCUACAAGGUCUCCUAGCAACAACUCCAAGACUAGCUGCUACAAGGUCUCCUAGCAACUCCAAGACUGCACCAAGGACUCCUAGCAACUCCAAGACUGCUACAAGGACUCCUAGCAACUCCAAGACUGCUACAAGGACUCCUAGCAACUCCAAGACUGCUACAAGGACUCCUAGCAACUCCAAGACUGCACCAAGGACUCCUAGCAACUCCAAGACUGCUACAAGGACUCCUAGCAACUCCAAGACUGCUACAAGGACUCCUAGCAACUCCAAGACUGCUACAAGGUCUCCUAGCAACUCCAAGACUGCUACAAGGACUCCUAGCAACUCCAAGACUGCUACAAGGACUCCUAGCAACUCCAAGACUGCUACAAGGACUCCUAGCAACUCCAAGACUGCACCAAGGACUCCUAGCAACUCCAAGACUACAACAAGGACUCCUAGCAACUCCUAG
Messenger RNA from Procambarus clarkii (red swamp crayfish), 527 nucleotides. NCBI's taxonomy places the organism in Eukaryota, Metazoa, Arthropoda, Malacostraca, Decapoda, Cambaridae. The record is from RefSeq and is a predicted model, not a curated record.